CCUAGCGUCAGAUAGACGAGUCAGUGUUCCCAAGCUAUAUUCUCAGCAGAGUCAUUCUCUUCUCAAGUGACUGCAAGAAGUGGACUAUCCAGACAGACACCAGAGCUUUCAUUGACUGGUAUAGACGUACACACAGUAGGCACCUGACAACAGACACCACCCAGAGGCAUCAUGACACAGGGAAAGCUGUCCCUAGCUAACAAGGAAAAUGAAGCUGCUUGCGCGGGAAACAAGGAUUCCCUUGGAGCUCCCAGUGGAAUGGCAGUGCCCCCAGAACCUCCUUCCUAUCAGGAGGCCACCACAGGUACCAGCCCCUGCUACAGUGGCGAUGCAGAGAUGCUCACUGAAUUCAGAUGGGAUGACAGAAACAUCAGGCGUGUCUUCAUCCGCAAGGUGUACUCCAUCUUGAUGAUCCAACUUCUUGUCACUCUGGCCAUAGUGUCUCUCUUCACUUUCUGUGACCCAGUGAAGACCUACGUGCAGUCUAACCCAGGGUGGUACUGGGCAUCUUAUGCUGUGUUCUUUGUCACCUAUCUGACUCUCUCGUGCUGCUCUGCGCCAAGGAGGAAAUUUCCAUGGAAUCUCAUCCUCCUCGCUAUCUUUACCCUUGCCCUCGCCUAUAUGACAGGGAUGUUAUCCAGCUUCUACAAUACCAAGUCUGUGGUGAUGUGUCUCGGGAUCACUUCUCUGGUUUGUUUGACGGUCACAAUUUUCAGCUUUCAAACCAAGUUUGACGUGACGUCCUGCCAAGGCGUGCUGUUUGUCUUCUGCAUGGUCAUGUUCAUCUCUGGAAUAGUCCUGUCUGUGGUCUUGCCCAUGGGCUAUGUUCCCUGGGCUCAUGCUGUCUAUGCUGCUUUGGGGGCCUUACUGUUUACCAUGUUUUUGGCCUUUGACACUCAGAUGUUGAUGGGGAACAAGCGCUACACCAUCAGUCCAGAGGAAUAUGUCUUUGCCACCCUUAACAUCUACCUAGAUAUCAUCUACAUCUUCUCUUUCUUUCUCCAACUGUUUGGAACCCGGGAAUAAACCUGAGAUGAGUUGGAACGAAUCACUACUUUUUUCUCCAACGAAUAAACAUCUCACAUAACUUCCCACGCUGUCUGCCACUACUUAUCCUUCUUUCUUUGGCAUGACAUUGACAAUUUUCCCAGGUGUGUGGUUGUCUUGUCUACAGUUGUACACAGUUCUUUACCCCACUUUAUCGCCCUACUUUUUUUUGCCCCAUACAGGGCAGACUGUCAGCCUUUCCUAAAUGUCACAAUAUCUUAAUGUAGUCAUGUGUCUCUCAAUGGUUGUCCAUAGCAGGAUUUGACUCUUAGAAAUAAAUAAAUGCAUGAAUCCCAGUAAUGAUGCCAACAUGUUGAAAUUAUACUCUUGUUAGAUCAGUGAGUAGAACAUUAUUUCAGUGAAUGAUGGGAGCACAUGUAGGGGUGUCUUAGCUCUAAGAAUAUAAUAUAUUGAGAUUCAAGACUGAUGUUUUGAUAUAUACCCCAAUGAUUGCAGGCAGGAAAGCCUAGCUGCCUCAACAGAAUUGCAAUAAACUAGAGGUGAAGUUAAGUUAUUUGCUCUAUUCAUCCACCUUGCUUUUAUUUGUAGUAUUAUGGUUUCUAUUGAGUGCACAGACCUCAGUACUGGCAUUUUAUUUCAUUGAAGUUUAACCCUGAGGUUCAAAUUUAUUCAUUGAGGUUGUGUAAUGCCAAUGACACUGGUAUUUUUACUUAUUUGCAGCAUGAUGCAGUAAUUGGCUAAAGUGUGAGAGAAUGUGUUUUUUAUUUUAAUACCCCUAAUGUUCUUUUUCUCUGGUCUGGCUGGAAUGUGGCCUUGGAAUGCUGUUAUAUUGCUAUGAUGUGUGUGUAAUUUUCUGUGUAAAUAUGCAGCUUUUGGCCAAAUGCACUGUGUAAUAUAAUGUUGUAAAAAUCGGAUUUAAUUUGCUGUACAUUCAAACGUAUUUGUAUUAAUUUAUUAAAGAGGAAUGGGAA
Osmerus eperlanus (European smelt) is the source of this 1979-nucleotide messenger RNA. RefSeq names its product protein lifeguard 2-like. The transcript has 12 exons. Gene Ontology annotation, biological process: negative regulation of apoptotic signaling pathway. Bases 172 to 1026 code for a protein of 284 amino acids. NCBI's taxonomy places the organism in Eukaryota, Metazoa, Chordata, Actinopteri, Osmeriformes, Osmeridae. Gene Ontology annotation, cellular component: Golgi apparatus; endoplasmic reticulum. The record is from RefSeq and is a predicted model, not a curated record.